Messenger RNA from Paramormyrops kingsleyae, 3322 nucleotides. RefSeq names its product Mtr4 exosome RNA helicase (gene mtrex). Gene Ontology annotation, cellular component: nucleus. Gene Ontology annotation, biological process: RNA catabolic process; maturation of 5.8S rRNA. Lineage: Eukaryota; Metazoa; Chordata; Actinopteri; Osteoglossiformes; Mormyridae. Gene Ontology annotation, molecular function: ATP binding; RNA binding; RNA helicase activity. The record is from RefSeq and is a predicted model, not a curated record.
GGACGUCUGGAAGACUAAAAUCAUCAUGAUGUUUCGGAACUAUGGCGGACGCCUUUGGAGAUGAGCUUUUCAGCGUGUUUGAGGAGGACCAAGGAGGUUCCAGCAAACGAAAGAACGUUUCCUUAGGACCAUCGUCGGGGAAAGCAGCCCAUGGGAAGGAUCUGGCUGAAAAGGGUUCCACCUCGCAGGCCAAGCGGGAAUUUGAAAAUGACGGCGAUGAGGUCAUUUUUGGGAAAAAGCCUAAGAUUGACACCAUGUCUGCUGAUGAUAUAAACCUUGCAGACCUCAUGCCUAAAGUGAAGGUGGAACAGGUGGAGACGGUGGAAGGUUGCACACAUGAGGUGGCCCUUCCAGCUGAUGAUGACUAUACAUCACUCAAGCCCAGAGUUGGCAAAGCAGCUAAGGAGUACCCCUUCAUCCUGGACCCCUUCCAGCGUGAGGCUAUUCUGUGCAUCGACAAUAACCAGUCUGUUCUUGUGUCUGCCCAUACCUCUGCCGGGAAGACUGUAUGUGCAGAGUAUGCCAUUGCCCUGGCGCUGAGGGAGAAACAGCGAGUAAUCUUCACCAGUCCCAUCAAAGCCCUGAGCAACCAGAAAUACCGGGAGAUGUACGAGGAGUUCCAGGAUGUCGGCCUGAUGACGGGCGACGUCACCAUCAAUCCCACAGCCUCCUGCUUGGUCAUGACCACCGAGAUUUUAAGGAGCAUGCUGUACAGGGGCUCCGAGGUGAUGAGAGAGGUGGCCUGGGUUGUCUUCGAUGAGAUCCACUACAUGAGGGAUGCAGAGCGCGGUGUGGUCUGGGAGGAGACCAUCAUCCUGCUUCCUGACAAUGUGCACUACGUCUUCCUGUCGGCCACCAUCCCCAAUGCGCGGCAGUUCGCCGAGUGGAUUUGCCACCUUCACAAGCAGCCAUGCCAUGUAGUUUACACAGAUUACCGCCCAACUCCCCUGCAGCACUACGUCUUUCCAGCAGGUGGCGAUGGACUUCAUCUUGUGGUGGAUGAAAACGGGGAGUUCAGAGAGGACAACUUCAACACGGCCAUGCAGGUGCUGAGGGAUGCUGGCGAUUCCGGCAGCAGCAGUGGUGCCAAGUGGGACCCCAAGGGCCGCAAAGGAGGGACUAAAGGCCCUUCCAACGUCUUCAAGAUCGUCAAGAUGAUCAUGGAAAGGAACUUUCAGCCAGUCAUCAUCUUCAGCUUCAGUAAGAAGGAGUGUGAAGCCUACGCCAUACAGGUGGCCAAGCUGGACUUCAACACAGAUGAAGAGAAGAAGCUUGUGGAGGAAGUCUUCAAUAAUGCCAUCGACUGCCUGUCAGACGAAGACAAGAAGCUCCCGCAGGUGGAGCACGUCCUCCCACUCUUGAAAAGAGGCAUCGGGAUUCAUCACGGAGGGCUUCUCCCCAUCCUCAAGGAGACCAUCGAGAUCCUUUUCUCAGAAGGCCUGCUCAAGGCCUUGUUUGCAACCGAGACUUUUGCUAUGGGAAUUAAUAUGCCAGCACGCACUGUAUUGUUUACCAAUGCCCGGAAAUUUGAUGGGAAGGACUUUCGCUGGAUUACCUCUGGUGAGUACAUUCAGAUGUCUGGCCGUGCUGGGAGGAGAGGCAUGGAUGAGAGGGGCAUAGUGAUCUUCAUGGUGGACGAGAAGAUGAGCCCCACGGUCGGAAAGCAGCUUCUCAAGGGCUCUGCAGACCCCCUGAACAGCGCUUUCCACCUCACCUACAACAUGGUCUUGAAUCUUCUGCGUGUGGAGGAGAUCAACCCAGAGUACAUGCUGGAGAAGUCCUUUUACCAGUUCCAGCACUACAAGGCUGUGCCAGGAGUCAUUGAGAAAAUGAAGAAACUGGAGGAGCAGUAUAAUGCCAUAGAAAUCCCCAAUGAGGAGAGCGUGGUGACGUACUACAAAAUCCGACAACAGCUUGCCAAGCUGGGGAAGGAGAUGGAGGAUUACAUCCACAAACCCAAGUACUGCCUGCCUUUUCUGCAGCCAGGACGACUGGUGAAGGUAAAAAAUGAAGAAGAUGACUUUGGAUGGGGCGUUGUGGUUAAUUUCUCCAAGAAAUCAAACGUGAAGGCGAACACCGGCGAGCUGGACCCUCUGUACGUGGUGGAGGUGCUGCUUCUCUGCAGCAAGGAGAGUGUGAAGAAUGCCGCUACAGAGGCAGCCAGGCCCUGCAAGUCCGGGGACAAGGGCGAGAUGCAGGUGGUUCCAGUCAUGCUGCACUUGCUCACCGCCAUCAGCUCUGUUCGUCUCUACAUCCCCAAAGACCUUCGGCCGUUUGACAACAGGCAAAGUAUGCUGAAGUCAAUCCAGGAGGUCCAGAAGCGCUUCCCAGACAGCAUUCCCCUCCUGGAUCCUAUCGACGACAUGGGCAUCAAAGACCAGGGACUCAAGAAAAUCAUACAGAAGGUGGAGGCCUUUGAGCUCAGGAUGUACUCUCAUUCUUUGCACAAUGACCCCAACCUGGAGGCUGUCUAUAAACUCUGUGAAAAGAAGGCACAGAUCGCGGGCGACAUCAAGGCCGCCAAGCGGGAGCUGAAGCGGGCGCGCACCGUGCUGCAGAUGGACGAGCUGAAGUGCAGGAAACGCGUGCUGCGGCGCCUGGGCUUCUCCACUUCCUCUGACGUCAUCGAGAUGAAGGGCCGCGUGGCUUGUGAGAUCAGCAGUGCAGAUGAACUCCUGCUGACAGAGAUGGUGUUCAAUGGCCUUUUCAAUGACCUGACCUCGGAGCAAGCCACUGCACUGCUCAGCUGCUUUGUGUUCCAGGAAAAUGCGAGUGAAAUGCCGAAACUGACCGAGCAGUUAGCUGGGCCCUUGCGGCAGAUGCAGGAAUGCGCCAAGCGAAUCGCCAAAGUGUCCGCAGAAGCCAAGCUGGAGGUGGAUGAGGAAAGCUACCUGAACUCCUUCCGCCCUCACCUGAUGGAUGUAGUAUACACCUGGGCCAAUGGCUCCACAUUUUCACAGAUUUGCAAGAUGACUGACGUGUUUGAAGGGAGCAUCAUCCGCUGCAUGCGGCGUUUAGAGGAGCUGCUGAGGCAGAUGUGUCAGGCCGCCAAGGCCAUCGGGAACACCGAGCUGGAGAACAAGUUUGCAGAAGGCAUUACGAAAAUCAAGAGGGACAUUGUCUUUGCUGCAAGUCUGUAUCUGUAAUUUUGUAACAUUGUGAACAUGUGCACAGAAAUUAAUCACAGCCCAUAUUUCAUCAGAAUGUCUAUUUGACGCUGGAGGACAUGUUAUGUUGAAUACUUUUAUUUGUGUUAAUGCCCCCCCCCCCCCCCAAAAAUGUACAUUUUUACUUAAAAUUUUAAUAAAAAAAAUCUGUAGUG